This is a messenger RNA of Diatraea saccharalis (sugarcane borer), 1442 nucleotides long. Lineage: Eukaryota; Metazoa; Arthropoda; Insecta; Lepidoptera; Crambidae. The record is from the annotation of a GenBank genome assembly.
AGUGUAUAAAUAAUAGUGAUGAUAGCGAGCAGGUGGUAGAAGAUAGCGUACAUUUAUUUCUAGUGCACUGAAAAUUGUUUAAAUUUGCUUAGUGUACACUGUACAUACUCGCUCAAGAAAUUUAUUAAAAUUUGAUUUUAUACAAUGGCUGUGUCCAAAUCUACAAAUACUUAUAAUCGACAAAAUUGGGAAGAUUCGGACUUCCCAAUACUAUGUCAGACAUGUCUUGGAGAUAACCCUUAUAUACGAAUGACUAAGGAAAAAUAUGGAAAGGAGUGUAAAAUUUGUGCUCGUCCAUUCACUGUCUUUCGUUGGUGCCCUGGUUCAAGAAUGCGUUUUAAGAAAACUGAGAUUUGCCAGACAUGCUCUAAACUCAAGAAUGUUUGUCAAACAUGUCUGUUGGAUCUUGAAUAUGGACUUCCAAUUCAAGUACGAGAUGCUGCUUUGAAAAUCCAAGAUGAUCUACCUCGCAAUGAAGUGAAUAAGGAAUACUAUAUUCAGAAUUUGGACAGUCAAAUGUCUAAAUUUGAUUCAACGCAGCCUAGUAAUUCUGCUUUAAAAUCUAAAGGCGCAUCUGAUUUACUGCUGCGCUUAGCGAGAACCGCUCCUUACUACAAACGGAAUAGACCUCAUGUGUGUUCAUUUUGGGUUAAGGGAGAAUGUAGGAGAGGUGAAGAGUGUCCAUAUAGACAUGAAAAACCUACAGAUCCAGAUGACCCACUAGCUGAUCAAAAUAUCAAGGACAGAUAUUAUGGUGUAAAUGAUCCUGUGGCAGAAAAGUUGAUGAGGCGUGCCGCUGCUAUGCCAGCACUGCCUCCACCUGAAGACAGAACUGUUACAACACUUUAUAUUGGAAAUUUGCCAGACAAUAUUACAGAGGAUGAAUUAAGAGGACAUUUCUAUCAAUAUGGUGAAAUAAGAUCUCUUACACUGGUGCCCAGAGCUCAAUGUGCCUUUGUACAGUACACAACCAGAAGUGCUGCAGAACAUGCAGCUGAGAAAACAUUUAAUCGACUAGUAAUAGGAGGGAAGCGGCUUACUAUCAAGUGGGGUAAAUCUCAAGGUCGUCAAGGUUUGAAUGAAAAGAAUGAAAUGCCGCCACCAUUGGAACCGGUGCCUGGUUUACCUGGAACUUUACCACCUCCUCCUGCAUUCUUACAUCCAUUCCAGCCGCAGAUGCCUCCACCCCCGAACCGGCCCAACGAUUUCUUCAACUUGCACCACUACGGUCCCCCUGCGGGGUGGGCCCCAUGGCCGCCGGCGGGCGCGCCCCCCGCGCCUCCUCCUCCUGCGCCCCUCUCGCUGCACUACCCCAGCCAAGACCCGAGUCGACUCGGCGCCCACGCCCACGCAAACGCCCCGCAAACCUAGCCCUAGACAGUUUGUUAAAACAUUAUGUUUUUACUUGUCAAAUUCUGACAAUAUUAUAUUUUAUGUACGUA